AUGGCUUCGCUCACAGGAUCAGGUGCUCCUCUUGGAUUCGCUGAGGCUCUGCAUGCUGCUGACGCUCCCUUUGACGCAAAACGCGCGUGCGGGGGAUCAACAUCCGACACUCUGCUUGCGGGAGAUGCGGCUUCUGCUCGUGGCGAGACGGCUGUUCUUGCAGAUACUGUUGCCUCGAAGCGCGCAAGACCCGCCUGUGGUUUUCCAGCCAUGGGAUACACGCUGCAACGCCCUGCUGGAUUCUCUUCUGCUUCCAGAGGGAGUAUCCAGACAGGAGUUCCCAUCAUCUACCUCUCGAGUCAGAAGGGCUGGCGGCAAGAGUUCAUGUUUGAUAGGGUGUUUGGACCUGAAGCGACUCAGGACGAGGUGUAUUUCCACUCUGCUAGGAAAAUCAUUCCGCAUGUUCUUGCCGGCCUCAACGGCACGGUCUUUGCCUAUGGAGCCACUGGUGCUGGCAAGACAUACACCAUGCAGGGUUCUUCUGAGCAGCCGGGUAUCAUUUCUCGAGCUAUACGAGUUCAAAAUCUUUCUUUGCAUCCUGUCAGCUGUGCUGAGGAGGCUUUGCGUCUUCUCGAUCUCGGCAACAAGAACCGCAACACAGCGGCAACGGCGGCAAACCUCUCCAGCAGCAGAUCGCAUGCGAUAUUUCAGGAAUUCCAAGUUGACGCACUUGCUAAAGGACUCUCUCGAGGGCCAGUGCCUCGUCGUGAUGAUUGCAAACGUUCAUCCUAA
Molecule: messenger RNA, 732 nt
Organism: Cyclospora cayetanensis
Lineage: Eukaryota; Apicomplexa; Conoidasida; Eucoccidiorida; Eimeriidae
Product: kinesin-like protein KIP3
Exons: 6
Coding region: 1-732 (243 amino acids)
Biological process (GO): microtubule-based movement
Cellular component (GO): microtubule; kinesin complex
Molecular function (GO): microtubule motor activity; microtubule binding; ATP binding
Source: RefSeq, a predicted model, not a curated record